Molecule: messenger RNA, 363 nt
Organism: Meloidogyne enterolobii
Lineage: Eukaryota; Metazoa; Nematoda; Chromadorea; Rhabditida; Meloidogynidae
Source: the annotation of a GenBank genome assembly
AUGUUUGCGAUCGGAGGUUUGUGUUUGCUGCUUUGGUUGGCUGUCGUGAAUUCUUCGGAAGUUCAAGUGGGAUCCGGCAAGUAUACGCUAAAGGAUGGAAAAGUUACCUUAAGUGAUGAAUUCGGGAUUUACAAUUGGCCUGGCCUCACUGUGGUGCCAGAGCAUCUCUAUCCUAAUUGUUCCAUUCAAAUAGAUGAUAAUUAUAUUUAUUUGAACUAUAAUGAAACGUCGAAGGAGGUUUGUACGGUGGAUCUUCUGACAAAGAAAGACGACAUAGAGUUUACAACUUUCCUGGAGCUUUGCAAUGAUACUAAAAAGAAGACCUCAUGGAUCCGGACAUCCUGCCUUUUGCUUACAGUUUAA